Fusarium sp. VM40 is the source of this 1788-nucleotide messenger RNA. Lineage: Eukaryota; Fungi; Ascomycota; Sordariomycetes; Hypocreales; Nectriaceae. The record is from the annotation of a GenBank genome assembly.
AUGGCUGGCCCUUCUCCGUCACCACACAAGGCCCGUCGCAGGACCACCAAGAAACCUGGCGAUGACGGCAGCAGCAUCGACAAGGCCCCUCGCACGGAAGCCCUCGUAAGGGCGCCUGCUUUCCCUCUUGCGGCGUUUCUAUGGCCCGCGCGCUCUUCUUCGUCGCAAUGGGAGGUUCUCCCUGUGAUUCUCAUGGUUGCUGGCCUUUUCAGAUGGGCGGCUGGCUUGUGGGGAUAUUCUGGUUUCCGCAAACCGCCCAUGUUUGGUGACUACGAAGCGCAGCGGCAUUGGAUGGAGGUAACGACACAACUUCCCAUCUCACAAUGGUAUUUCCACGAUCUUCAAUGGUGGGGUCUCGACUAUCCUCCACUUACUGCCUACCACAGUUGGGUCCUCGGCAAGGUUGGAUCUCUCAUUGAUCCCUCGUGGUUUGCGCUCUUCUCCUCCCGUGGAAACCAGGAUCCCAAUCUCAAGAUCUUCAUGAGAGCGACAGUUAUGGUGUCGGAGUUCUUGAUCUACAUCCCAGCCGCGAUUGUCUUUGUGCGACGAUAUAGCAGACUUCAAGGUGUGACCAACUGGACAGCAUGGCUUGCGCUCGUCGCAAUUUUGAUGCAGCCCGCCACAAUUCUCAUAGACCAUGUUCACUUCCAGUACAACACCGUUAUGCUUGGAUUUGUCAUGGCGAGUAUGUCGAGUAUGCUCGCAGAACGAUACAAGUGGGCUGCCGUCUUCUUCGUUGGCGCUUUGGGAUUCAAGCAGAUGGCUCUGUACUACGCCUUCAGUGUCUUUUCCUACCUUCUGGGCCGGUGUGUUCACCCCCGAAUCAACCUUACCAGGCUAUUUGGCAUUGCUCUUGUCACAGCCGCGUCUUUUGUUGUCCUCAUCCUGCCCUUGAUUAUUGGCACUUUCUACGAUAAGAGUCAAGGUAUUGAUGCUCAGGGAGACUCUAAAGACCCUCCUUCACUCCCUCUGUUUCCUCAACUCGUUGAGAUUCUCGACAUCAAAGCCUUUUACUGGCCCAUUGUGGAACAGAUGGUUCAGAUGGUCCACCGAGUCUUCCCCUUCGCACGUGGCUUGUUCGAGGACAAGGUCGCUAACUUUUGGUGCGCCGCCAACGUCGUUAUCAAACUUCGUCAGUGGCCAACACCUCUUCUCCAGAAGGUAGCUCUUGGUGCCACCCUUGCUUCGAUCAUCCCUCCCAACAUUAUCCUGUUUUUACGACCUCGAAAGUCAAUGUUGCCUUUGGCUUUUGCUGCCACAGCCUGGGGCUUCUUCUUGUUCAGCUACCAGGUGCAUGAGAAGAGUGUCCUGCUCCCACUGAUGCCCAUGACCUUACUCCUGGCUGGCAAGCACGGUCUGAACAAGGACACUCGAGCUUGGGUGGGCUUUGCCAACCUCUUGGGAGUCUGGACCAUGUUCCCCCUGCUGAAGCGAGUCGAUUUGAGGAUUCCGUAUGCAGUGAUGACUUUGCUCUGGUCUUACCUCCUCGGUCUUCCACCAACCUCGCUCAGCGCCUAUUUCCAAGAGGGUCAAGCUGCCUGGGCCCAAUGGGGAACCGCGCUACUACAUAUGAUGUUCUACAUCUUCAUGGGCGCAUGGCACAUCCUUGACGCUUUCGUUCCACCUCCUUCCGAUAAGCCUGACCUUUGGGUCGUGGCCAAUGUUGGUGUUGGUGCCGCUGGUUUCGUGAUCUGCUAUCUGUGGUGUUUCUUCAAGCUUAUUCAAGAGAGUGAUAUACUGCCUGGAAGCUCAGCGGGCAAGUCAGAUAAGAAGAAUAAGGCAUUAUAA